Messenger RNA from Somion occarium, 769 nucleotides. Lineage: Eukaryota; Fungi; Basidiomycota; Agaricomycetes; Polyporales; Cerrenaceae. The record is from the annotation of a GenBank genome assembly.
AAAGCCUAAGACGUUGCUUGACUGCAGGCGAAUCUGGUGGCGUUGCGUUGGGCACUUUGCGUUGAUGCCAAUUCAUGCAGCUGGCAAGUAUACGACGAGGUCUACGAUCUGUGUCUCGGACUUCUUUGUUUCAUGUUACAUGCCGACGUUGGACGCUCUGCAUCAAGCCCGAGGCAGACCAAGCUCCACCACGGAGGCUAGGGUUCUUCCCGUCAUACAGCCGAAUGCCGGUCCAGGAUAUGCCUCGUUACCGAAUACGAAGAAUGAAUUGCAAGAGAUACACAAUAUCGUUCCACCGAGGUCCAUCCUAUCUUUGACCGAAUCAAUAGACCUCGACCUCAAUGGUGACUGCGCCAUUGUCGAGAACGUCAUGAGAAACCUACCGGAGGCCUCGAUCCUCCGUCUGGCCUGCCACAGUAUACAAGACCCUGGCAAUCCACUCCAAAGUGCCUUUAAUUUUCGAGGCGGGCAACGCCUUACCGUCGAACAUCUCAUGCAAAGACCAUUACCACACGCCUACGUCGCGUUCCUGAGUGCAUGUCAUACCGCUGCCAAUGACGUACAGCGGCCUGAUGAAGCAAUAAAUUUUGCGAGUGCCAUGCUCUUCGCAGUGCCACGAUGUGGCCAAUGGACGACCUUGAUGGUCCAGUUAUGGCUUGUGCUAUAUACGGCAAUCUUCUUAAGGAGUUCUGAACAAGUUUAGCCUGGCGACUGCUCUAGAUGCUGCCGGUCGUGAACUUCGCAGAACAGUUCCAUCUGAAUGGUGAGC